This is a messenger RNA of Phyllopteryx taeniolatus (common seadragon), 1782 nucleotides long. It is a transcript of the gene aup1, whose product is annotated as AUP1 lipid droplet regulating VLDL assembly factor. Bases 222 to 1469 code for a protein of 415 amino acids. NCBI's taxonomy places the organism in Eukaryota, Metazoa, Chordata, Actinopteri, Syngnathiformes, Syngnathidae. The transcript has 13 exons. Gene Ontology annotation, molecular function: ubiquitin binding. The record is from RefSeq and is a predicted model, not a curated record. Gene Ontology annotation, cellular component: membrane.
CGGAAGCCAUUUGGCUAAGGUUAUUGGAGUGAAUACCCACUAGCAUGGCUAACAGAACGGAAAUUUAAGCUAACUCGUCAACUUUCACUUUGGGCUUUUCGAAAAACCUUUGUGUCCGAAUUUCGUCACAUCGUCGAGUGAACAGUAGCUUCUACAGAGGGAGAAGGAGCUGGUUGUUUUUAUAGAGGCGUCGACUUGCGUAAAGCUCUGACUCGACAGACAUGGAGGCUCCGGUUAUUGAAGAUAUGAUUGACUUUCGCCGGUUACCCAAAGAUACACUUGUCCUGCUGCUGUUGAUGAUUUACUUUCCAGUUGGUAUUUGUUUGAUGUUACUACGGAUUUUUAUUGGUGUCCAUGUAUUCUUGGUCAGCUGUGCCCUGCCAGAAAGUUUUCUAAGAAGAUUCAUUGUGCGGGUUAUGUGUUCAGUCUUGGGAAUGCACGUGAGGCAGCAAAAUCCUCGCUCCAGAGACAAAAAUACCAAACUUUACAUAUGCAAUCACGUGACAGAGUUUGAUCACAACAUAAUCAAUCUCCUGACCCCCUGCUGUACUCCCCAGUUUGAGGGCUCCACAGGUUUUGUGUGCUGGGCCAGAGGCUUCAUGGAAGUGCACUCUGCGCUUGGAAGAGAAGCGAUAGGAGAGUCACUUCAGAGGUACUGCUCCACCGAAGGGGCCUCACCAUUGCUUUUGCUCCCUGAAGAGGAGACCACAAAUGGGCGUGCCGGCCUGCUAAAGUUCAGUUCUUGGCCCUUUUCUCUGACUGACUCCAUUCAACCUGUGGCCUUGAGGGUGGCAAGACCUCUGAUUGCUUUGAGCACUCCUGAGACCAGUUGGUUGACAGAGCUGUUAUGGACAUUUUUUUCUCCAUUUACAGUGUAUCAUGUAAGUUGGUUGCCACCUGUUUCCCGACAAGAUGGUGAGUCCUCCCAGGAGUUUGCCAACAAAGUCCAGGAGUUGCUCGCCUGUGAACUCGGCUUGGUCUCAACAAAGAUCACUAAAGCUGACAAAGCUGAGCACAUCAAAAGGAAGCGACAUGCUCUGCCGCAAACAUCUACAAGCAUAAGACCUGGAUCUAUUGGCCUGGGUUUUAUGGUGCAAGGUUUGGGAACAGAUGAGCGUGGGAUAGCAAAAAUGGCCCAGCAAGUGAAAGAUGUACUGCCUCACAUCCCCCUGAAUGUCAUCACAAACGACCUGGCAAAAACCAAUUGUGUAAACAUCACCAUAACAAACCUGCUGGAAAACAAAGAGGAAUCUUCAUUAGAAGAUACUGAGACGUCGCCGUUUGGAGCAUCAGUGAACAGCUCUUAUUCCUCCAGUUCUUCUCCGACCAUAAAGCCUGCUGCAACAUCUUUUGGGAAAUCACCUGGUGACAGGCAUUUGUCCCUCCAAGAGAGGAAAGAAGCGCUGUAUAAUUUUGCAAGAAGACGCUAUAUUGAAAAACAUGGAUUGGAUCAAGAAGACAGUCACUGAACACUUUGGGUCAAGUCAUCAUUCUCCAGAAAGAAUCAUUCAAUGCAUCUGUCUAGCCUGAAAGAUGAUUUUAUAUUCAGUCAACUGGUGGUGGUGUUGGAAAACCGACUUGCUAGACAGGUCACGGAAUGUUCUGACCGUGUACAGUUUAAGUUGGUGGAAAGGUGAUUAAUGCAUGUGUUGAGUUCGUCAUUCUUGCUGAUGCAUACUUUUGAUAACACUUUGUAUUAUGAUCCACUGGCUGUGAAUCAUCUAUUUAUUUUUAUAUUGUCCAGAGUUGUCAAUUACAAAUAAAGUUCAGUUUGACCUUUCA